This is a messenger RNA of Peromyscus eremicus (cactus mouse), 1449 nucleotides long. Its product is annotated as PRAME family member 12-like. Bases 1 to 1449 code for a protein of 482 amino acids. The transcript is spliced from 3 exons. Gene Ontology annotation, biological process: negative regulation of cell differentiation; negative regulation of apoptotic process; positive regulation of cell population proliferation. Gene Ontology annotation, cellular component: cytoplasm. NCBI's taxonomy places the organism in Eukaryota, Metazoa, Chordata, Mammalia, Rodentia, Cricetidae. The record is from RefSeq and is a predicted model, not a curated record.
AUGAGCAUCAAGAACAUACCCACACUCCAGCAGCUGGCAGUGCAGAGCCUGCUGAGCAACCAGGCCUUGGCCAUCUCUGCCCUGGAGCCCAUGCCCACAAAUUUCUUCCCACCGCUGUUCAAGGAGGCCUUCGACGGUAGACACCUGGGACUACUGAAGGCAAUGGUGGCAGCCUGGCCCUUUGCUUGCCUCCCUGUGGGGGCCCUGAUGAAGAUCCCCGAUGUGGAGGCAUUGCAAGCUGUUCUGGAUGGCCUAGACAUGCUGCAGUCACAGAAGGUUCGUCCCAGACGGUGGAAGGUACAAAUCCUUGACUUGAGGAAUGUGCACCAUGAUUUCCUGGGUGUAUGGACUGGACCACAGGAAGGAGCCGACUCAACAGAGACUGGGAGUGAGAAGCAAAUAGGGAGGGACCUUCCUAGAUACGCGCUGAGGCCGCGUUUGAAGGUGGUCACUGACCUUAGCUUCAGGUUCCAGCUGAAAGAACACCAAACAUGCUUGUUGCAGUGGGCCCAGCAGAGAAAAGGCUCUGUGCGGCUGUGCUGUCUGAGGAUGACUAUUUGUGCCCUCCCUGUGGAGAUUGUCAAGAAGGUCUUGGACAUUUUCCAUCCACACUAUAUCGAGGAAUUGGAACUAUUCACAAACCAGGUUCUGCCCUUCCUGGGUCACUUUGCAUCUUGCCUUGGCCGUAUGAGAAAUCUUCGUAAAUUCCAUAUAACUCAGAUCUACUUGAGCACAGACAGCGUUGUAUGUCCUACUUUGACAUACACAGAGGAGAAGUGUGCUAUCAAGUUCCUUUCUCAGUUCUCCAAACUCAACUGUCUCCAGCAUUUCUCUAUACAUGGAGUCUCCUUUUCCUCUGACCUCAUGAAACAGUUGUUCCGAUGCCUGAAGACCCCCUUGGAGUCCUUGUGUAUCACUCUUUGUCAGCUCUCACAGUCAGACCUGAAACACUUGUCACAGUGUCAGAGGCUCUGUCACCUGAAACACCUAAACCUCAAUGGUGUAGAGUUAUCCGAGUUACGUCCCAUACAUCUCCGAGUUCUCCUAGAGAAUGUAGCAGACACACUGCAGAACUUGGAGUUAAUGCAGUGCAGGAUGAAGGACUCUCAGCUCAGUGCCCUCUUGACUGCCCUGAGCCAGUGCUCCCAGCUCACCAGGGCCAAUUUCUAUGAUAAUAACUUGUCCGUGGCUGUACUGAAGGACCUUCUGCAAAGCAUGGCCAAUCUAAGCAAGUUGACUGUAGAGCUCUACCCUGCCCCUCUAGAGUGCUAUGAUCGCCAGGGUUAUAUCCUAGUGGAGAAAUUUACCCAAGUAUGUCCUGAGCUCCGGGAUAUAGUCACUUCCCAAAGGCAGCCCAAUACAGUAGUCUUUGCUACACGCUACUGCCUUGAAUGCUACAGGCGCUGUGUUUAUGACAUGGAGAGCACACUUUGUUGGUGUUGGCAAUAA